Molecule: messenger RNA, 5754 nt
Organism: Nematostella vectensis (starlet sea anemone)
Lineage: Eukaryota; Metazoa; Cnidaria; Anthozoa; Actiniaria; Edwardsiidae
Product: E3 ubiquitin-protein ligase listerin
Exons: 28
Coding region: 153-5540 (1795 amino acids)
Biological process (GO): ribosome-associated ubiquitin-dependent protein catabolic process; rescue of stalled cytosolic ribosome
Cellular component (GO): cytosol; RQC complex
Molecular function (GO): ubiquitin protein ligase activity; zinc ion binding; ribosomal large subunit binding
Source: RefSeq, a predicted model, not a curated record
CUCGUCCCAGGUCACCGUGGUAUUCAAGAUGGCAGACCAUACGUAGCAAAUAAACAGGACGAUUUCGCCACUUGUUCUAAACUCGUUUUACAGAAGACGGUAUGAGAUUUUAAUUUAUUUUCUAUGAAAAAGGAAGCCAAGUUUUAUGGGCGAUGGGCAAGGAUCGAGACAAACAGAGAACCAAAGGCAAUGUGAAACCAUCAAGCAGCGGCCGAGCUGCAGCCUUAGUCACUAGGGAUGGUGCUAUGGGGUUUGUUGGGUUUGGGGGACAAGGUGCCACUACCUUGGGCUACGUCCCCCUUCCUGCUAGCCAAGGGGAUGAGGUGGAUAGCUCAGUGGACUCUGACUUUAGAAUGGUGAUGAGAAAAUUGACUAAAAGAGAUGCAGUCACCAAGCUUAAGGCCAUGCAAGAGUUUACUGAGCUGUGUAAAAAGUCUUCUUCAGAUGCUAUUGAGGGGGUGCUACCAUAUUGGCCUAGACUCUUCAAUAAACUAGCUGUGGAUACUGACCAUCGUGUGAGGGAAGCAACCCAAGAUGCAAUGGAACAGCUUAUGUUCCGAGUGGGGCGUGGCCUUGCACCCCACCUUAAGUCUGUCAUCAGUAUAUGGAUGAGUGCACAGUUUGAUACCUAUGCACCAGUGUCGUCAGCAGCACAGAGAUCAUUUCAGGCUGCAUUCGCCCCAGAAAAGCAGAAAAAUGCAAUAGUAUUUUGCAAAGAGGUUCUGUGCGAGUUUGUAAAAGACAACUUGUUAAAUCAGACAGCAUCUACUCUAUCAGACCCAAAAUAUGUUGCAGAAGAGGACCGAGAAUCAAAGUACAACCGGACCAUUUCAUCGUCCUUACUGGUCCUAGGCCACCUCAUAUCCACCUGCACAGAUGACAUAAACAUGCAGAUGAUCGACAGUUAUCGAGACAUUUUUGAUCAGAAGAAAUUCUGGAAGUUAAUAAAGCAUAAAUCUAUCCAUAUAAGAGCAUCCAUGUUCUCGUUAAUCGCCACAAGCUGCCAGCAGAUCCCCUCUCUCAUGCAAUCCCUGAGUGCGCAGCUCUGUCCUGCAGUGAUGACGAGUAUCGACGAUAUGGAACCUGUCGUAUCCUCGCAUCUUUGGGAUGCAAUCCUUUCUGUUCUACAAUCCGUUCCUGAUUGCUGGGAGCAGGUGAAUAUUCGCAAGGCUGUUCUCCCAAAGCUGUGGUCUCUGCUUAAGAACGGAGGCAGUGGAAAUGCAUCAGCCAUCUUCCCGAAUCUUCUACCAUUUAUCAGCAAGCUCCCAGCACAGGUUCUUGUUGGUGGUUUUUAUCGAGAGUUAUUUCCCAGCAUGCGUACCGGGCUCAGUUGUGAGCGUGUGGUCAGCAGUCCAACCCAACGAGCUGUUGUUAUGACAACCUAUAUGGAGUGUCUGCGAUACUGUUUACUGCGUUCAGCGGGUGCGGGUGAAGAAGCCAAAUUUGUGCAAGAUUACUUAAUAAAGGACGAGAUGAUGUCCAUUGUUAUUGAGUCCCUGGAACCUGGAUCUAGCCUACCCAUCAUGCAAUUCUACACAGCUCUAGCAGACCUUUUGUCCUUCCUCGCUACGAGUAACCAAUCAGAUCUCGUCUACUAUAAAGACGUAUUUGAUUGGUUCUGGGAGGAGCUUGGAAGACGGUGCAUUACCUUGAUAGAUGGUUGCACGACGGAAAAGUCAAGCCUACAAGUCUCCAACGCUAUCUGUACCUGUCUGACUUCCCUCAAAUCCCCAUCAAAGUCACAGCAAACCACAAAGAAAGCGAAAGUCAUGUUCACGGACUCUCUAAAUAUAGACGAGAAGGACAACAAUACAAAUACUACCAAAGAACUCAUAUCUUCUCACGACAACUCCAAUGUAGAGAAACUAUACAAUGGCAAGUUGCUGGGCAUUGCAUGUGGACUUUGCAAGUUUUGUCUCGAAGUGUGCAACUCUGAAGAGAGUGAAAAGGCGAUUUGCUGUCUAAGAAUUCUGUCAGUAGUUUUCCCAGAAUUUAUUUCAGAACAAUUAUUGUUGAUUUUGCGGAAAAAUGACGUUACCCUGAAAGGGGAGAGACCUUUUAUAGAGUUCCUGGAUUCAGUACUGUAUCCGUGGAUACAAGAUUCUAGGAACAAGAGUGACGCGCAUUUGCAGUGCGCAUUGGACAUGUUUUAUGGAAUUUUGAGAACCUUCUCUGAAAAAGAGCAAGUUGAAAAAAUAAAUAGUAUCAUAAAGAUGGACGAAACAGCGACUUUCCUGUUCAUAGUUUUAGAAAAGGGUGUCUCGGCGCGGAUUGCAGGAGUUCAUGAAUGGCUAUGUAGCGAAGAGGCUUGCUUCAGACUGAACGCCAUGUUGUCAAGACUUGGCAAGCUUGUUACAGAGGAGGAUUGGAGCGAUGAGAGAGAUGCUAUAUGGAGAAUACUUCAGCUGUGUUUCCCAUCCGAUGAUACAGAAACUCGUGUCAAUUGCACGUGUGUCGAUGCCAUCUUCGAAAAAUUCUUAGAAAUGCUGAGGCCCGGGGCGACUAUUAAGUCAAAUGACCUCGACCAGAUGUUGUCAAUAAUGCACGCCUAUUUCCGGUCCUUCGAAAAUUACGAAAGAGAGCUCAGCUCCGUGACUGAAGACGUCCUACUUGCUCUAUUUUUGCUACAAUUUGGAGAGACUUUAGCAAGUAAAGCUCACAGUGCUUGGCAGAGUGGGCUUAAUGCUUUAGUUUGUCGGGGGUCUGGUGUGGACAUGCUGCUGGUACGGGCGGCCGCCAUCAUAUCCGAUCGAGUGAAGAAUGCAAACAGCGCGGCAAGUGUUCUAAGUCUCUCUACCAUCGCUGGGACGUUGUUGCGUGACAUCCUGUCUCUGUCUACGGCAGAGAACCGGAUGCUAGCGACCGCUAAGAAGGUCUUGCAUGGUUUCACUGGAAAACUUGAACAAACAAGGAUUCAAACACAGGCGACAACUACUUGGCAAGCUGUCCCGAUACUUCUCUACCAUCUGCCAAUCACCGAACCUAUACCGGAAAUACGUCACACAAGUGUCGUCAUCUCGUCCUCUCACAUAAAAGCUGUUUCGUUCGCUGUGAGCUUAGUUCGGAAUAUCCACGCUGGAACUGAGGGGACUGUGGAUUCCGGAUCACUGCUUGAUAGUUCGGUCGCUGUCGAGGUACUACUGGAAGAGAUGUGGCAGUUCUGCUGGUCUCAGUGUGUUAACGCGAGUGAAGAGCCCUGCCUGCCCCUCCUUGAAUGGUUGAAGAGCUCGACAGAUGAAAAGCGCCAGCUGCUACUACAUACCGCAAUAAGUCGGUCGCGCGAACAAGGCAUGAUAUGGGGACUGGUGCUUAGUCACGUGCUCCGGGAACUAGAGAAAGAAGCGCAGCAAUCAUUGGACAAACAGUCACUUGUAGAGCCCAUUCUCCUCUCCUUGUCAGACGCCGUAGCGGGAGACCAGAAGUCACCCGAAGAUGCGGAAGUGCAGGCUUCUAAAGACGAGCAAGCAGUAACCACGGCCUAUUCGUCAUCCUGCCCCAUGUGGGAAACACAAACGCUUGUCAGCAUGUUGUCAUGCGCAGAAGAGAUAUACACGGUCAAGACUGUAACAGACAGGGCGUUGGGAUGGAUCGGCGAGAAGCACAGCACUCAAGUUUAUGCGCAUGCACUGUCCCUUUUGGCAUCCAGUCUCUCUCGGUGGUCUGUCCUUGUAUCAAGUGGUAGAACGCCUACUGUAGACUGCGAUGUCGCGGACGUGGAAACGAGGCGAAUUGAGUAUCAGAUGACCAUGUGUGACGUCAUGAAUCAGCUGAUGGAGUGGAGAGCUGCGCAUGAGCGGACACUGCUGCUUAACGCCGAUAUGAGUGACGUCACUUCUGCUGAGGUUACGGCAAAUCUUUCCAUCAUCCGGGUUCUUGUUCUUGCAAUCCAAACUACUGCUGAUCAGAUGAGCUCUGACCAUUGGGAUUUUACCCUGUGUGGCCUGACCGCAUGGCUGCAGACCUGCCAGGAGAACCUGUCCAUGUUAACAAGCUCCUUGCUGUGGAAUGCCCUGGCCGUUUACACUUGCCAUCUCCACACCACAGUCGCGAGCUUUUUCGACGAGAACAGGGCAAAGCUUGAAGAACUAAAACAGUCCCAACAGGGGGAGGCUGAGGUGAAAGCUGGAACAGACUCUAGGGACGAUCAAGCCUCAGGCCCUAUUGACGAGAAAAGCACAGGCUUCCCGCCUAAUCUGAUCGGCGAAUGGGACGAGUUCUUCAGUGGGAAUGUUUUUGGCACUGUUUUGGCUCUGUUUCUUCAUGUGGCAGAUCAAACAAACCGCGAAGCAGUGGAAGCGACAAGAGAUUGCCUUCUGAGGAGCCUGGGUCGAGCUGUCACUCACACUCCAACAAGAAUUCUUCAUGAGUUUAAGUUCGAUGGUGCGCAUGCUCCCGGUGACGAAGACGCAAUGCCACCGUGGGCUGAAGCUCUUCUUCACCGUUGCCUGGCUUUGAUGACAUCAGACGUCAUCAGGCUUCAAUUGGCCUCGUACUUUUUGCUACUCAAGGUGAUGCCAGACCUGGCGACUUUAGAAAUCUCGAAGCAAACGACAGAAGGCGAGGAAGAGACUGGAAGAUCUCCGCCGUUCCAGCUCAUCGCAACGAUGGAAGCCGCCCUCGCCCACACUGAAAGCCUUCUGGCUGACGCUAUGGUGAAAUUCGGUGAACAUCUAUCCGUGGCAGACGAUCAUGAAGCGCAGGCUGCCCUCAUCACCCUUACUCUAUCCUCCAAGCUUUUACUCGCAUUCUUUCGCCACGCCAACCCCGAGAGCCGUGUCGAGUACGCACACUUUCUCCGCAAAUCCGCGAUUAUCAACAAACUACUGCGCGUGCUUUUCUAUCUGAUGCCGCUUGACAAGGCAUCCGUGAUUGCAGACGACUACGAGGUGAUGUGUGACGGUGAAGUCACGGAAGGCUCGAUCCAGGACCUUGCUCGCAGCCUGUAUUUCAGUUUGCUGCAUUGGAUGCCCGCGAUAGCAAGGCAAUGGUUUAACGGACUUGAGAAGAAACACGCGACAAUAGUAGACAAGUAUACGUCAAACGCAGUAACACAAUUGCUAUGUCAACGUGAGAUGCAACAGGUCCAGAGCUCGUCAAACAAGUUUGACAACAUGCAAGUGAAAACGAGGCAAAGUGCUGGCGAGGUCGCAGCUGUGUAUACGGUAGACGAGAUCUCCAUGGAGCUUGUAGUCAAGCUCGCAAAUAAUCACCCGUUAGGGGUGGUGACAGUCGAAAGUGGUAAGAAAGUAGGAGUGACGACUGCCCAAUGGCGCCGCUGGAUGCUUCAGAUGACGACAUUCUUGACUCAUCAGAAUGGCAGUAUUAUGGAUGGACUCAUCCUAUGGAAGAGAAAUGCCGACAAACACUUCGAGGGCGUCGAGGAUUGCAUGAUCUGUUUCAGUGUUAUUCACAUGUCUAACUACUCUCUACCCAAAUUGAGCUGCCGGACCUGCAAGAAGAAGUUCCACUCGAUUUGCCUGUAUCGCUGGUUCAAUACGAGUAACAACUCCACGUGUCCUCUCUGCAGGAACAUAUUUUAGAACAUAUAAAAACAGCAGCCGAAAAUGAUAAAAUUAUUCAUCCUGUAUGCUACGAGAAGCCAGAAGCUUUAGAUGGCAGCUUAUAAGGAUCUCUGCAAGGAGUUAUGCACCAGCUUAAAAUAACACAGGCUUUCAAACCUUAUUAUGGCAACUGAUAUAGCAAAUGAAUGAAUAAAUAUUAUAUCAGUGUGUUAAUAAAGUUGCUAUGCAUCUU